AUGGAUAUUUUUCUUCUUUCUGAGCGCAUUUGCUCAACACCACCAUCACUUUUGGCGACACCACGAUUUCGAGUUUCAUCCGUUUCACGCAAAAGAGGCCGGGUCUGGGAUGCUAUCUCGAGUGUUGAGAGAUGGUUCAAUGCGACUUAUCAAGGAUUUCCUUUUGAUUUCUUCAAAGAUGUGCUCACAUCGGUGAAAAUCUCUCGCAAUUCAGCUUUCGCCGCUCUGGUGGCCGAGGAGGUGGCACGGAGGGCGAAUGGAAAUCGAAUUUCGAAAGGCGACGCUGAAGAGCUGCGCAAGAUUUGCCCACAACGGAAAUUUCAGUGUGCACCCGGGAGAUUUCGGACCCCAGCUGGUGGCUGCAAUAAUGUAGGUCAUCCAGAAUGGGGCGCUUCACUCGAACCAUUUCUCCGUGUGUUGCCACCGAAUUACGACGAUGGCUUGAGUGCUGCUCGACAAAAACGUCUCCCAGAUCCAUUCCUGGUCGUGAAUCAACUCGAAAAGCUUUCUUCACCUAAAUCUCUUCCGAUCAGCCGUCUUUUCGCGGAAUUUCUCUCGCUUGUCUUCGACGAUAUCUCUAGAAGAGCUCCAUAUACAAAUGAGAAUUUGAUGGGUUCUUCGAGUUGCUGUAGCGAUUCUCCUGAAUGUAUUCAUUCAACAAAAGAUGAUAUGAUUCCCUCAUGUUCUUCAUACUCUCGAAGUCUUGCAAUUCCCUCAAAAGAUUGUCAUCCGAUCGAAAGAGAACAAGUGAAUAUGGUGAGCGGAUAUCUUGAUGCGAGCACAAUCUAUGGGAAUUCUCUUGCCGAAAUGCACACAAAGAGGACUUUUGUGGAAGGUCAAAUCAAAUUAAGCCUUCAUCAAAUGGUAAUGCUGAAAAAUGUCUUUGCAAAAGCACACAAUAAGAUUGCCAGCGAGUUGUUGAGAAUCAACCCAAGUUGGACGGAUGAGAGACUGUUCGAAGAGUCACGGAAAAUCAUCGGCGCUCUUCUUCAACACCUCACAUACAACGAAAUGUUGCCGCUUCUCUUAGGCAGAGAAAUAGCUUCUAAGGGAAUUUUCAUCGGAAGAGAUCAUGGAUUACCCUCUUAUGAUUCAUGGAGAAAUGAGUGUGGUUUGAAAAAGAUUUCUCAUUUUGUUGAUUUCUCCGAUGAAUUCAUUUCACCCCAUCGAUCGAUCAACUCUCUCAAAAAUUUGUAUCACAAAAUUGAUUGUAAGAAAGAAAAUAGUCUUCUUUGUUUAAGCGAAGAGGUGGCUUUUGUACAACCAUCGGCUUUUCUUCUAUCCGAUCAUUUUGACAAUGCUCCUCUUCAUUGCAAUCUUUCAAGUACAAUCAUUGAUUUGAGCUUUUGGAAAGAGGAUGAACUGCAUCGAGAGGUUUCGUUACCCAGUUCAUCGUGUCGAAAAGUGUUUGAUGAGGCCGAGAAAGAGAUUCGACAAAGAGAUCAUCGAAUCGCUGAAAAGACAUUCAACUUGUCACCGCAAAUCUCACUUUACGGUCGCUUCACGCGACCCAAAUCGGAAGCGAUUGCGGUGUCUCGAGUGAGCCGACUCUUGCUACAGUGUGUGGAUACGGUGUUGCCUUGCGAUCCGACGACCGCUUAUCGAUCAUUUUCUGGCUGGUGCAACAAUCUCCGUCAGCCUCACUAUGGAAACGCGUUUCGACCGAUGCGACGACUUUUACCACCCGCUUAUGAUGAUGGAUUCGAUGAGCCACGAUGGAGAUCAACCCAGGGUCAUCCCUUGCCAAACGCACGACAAAUCUCGAAUCGAAUGUUUCGAGAGAACUCAAAUGAACACCAAAAGUUCACGCAUAUGUUGAUGCAAUUUGGUCAGUUCAUCAACCAUGACAUCACGCAUGCACCAUCAGCGACAGCGCCCGAUGGAAGUACGCUCGAUUGUGAGCCGUGUGACUCGAGAGAGACUGUCUCUGAAGACUGUAUCCCGAUUGCGAUCCCACCCGAUGACCCGUUUUUUCCAUCGAUCGAGAACGGACGGCCGAAAUGUCUCCCUGUGACUCGAACCUUACCCGGACAGACCACUCUUGGAUACAGGAAUCAAAUCACUCAAAUAACAUCUUUCCUGGACGCUUCGCAGAUCUAUGGCUCAACGAAAUGCGAAGCGGAUCGACUGCGCUCGUUUUUUGGAGGGAAACUCAACGCGUUCAAAACUCAUGGAAAAAGAGAUUUCCCGCCACCAAAUCCCGACGAUCCUGACUGUCAAUCGGGCCGGGAAUUCCCUUGCUUUAGAGCAGGUGAUGAUCGUAACUCUCAAGUGCCCACCCUGGCCUCGUUGCACACAAUAUUUUUGCGAGAGCACAACAGAAUCGCCGACGAGUUGUCACAAAGAAAUGCUCACUGGGGUGACGAGAAGAUCUAUCAAGAAACUCGUCGCAUCAUCGGCGCUCUCCUUCAAAGCAUCAUCUUCCGCGAGUUUCUCCCGAAAAUCCUCGGCCAUAAACAAAUGCGAAAAUACGCGUUGAAUGCGGAGAAAAGCGGACAUUUCAAAAAUUACGACGAUUCAUGCGACGCUUCUGUGUCUCAUCCUUUUGCCACAGCCGCCUACCGUUUUGGGCACUCAAUGGUCAAAAGAUUUUUCCAUCGACUCGAUGCUGACUUUCACAAUCGGAGUUCGCCUGUCGACAUCGCCGAGAAUUUCAACUCAGUACAAGAGAUUUUCAACUUUAAAGCAGGUGGCUUGGACUCGUUGGUGUUGGGUUUGGUGGGUUCGUCGGCGAUGCAAAUGGACAGACAUGUCAGCGACGGGGUUCGCAAUCAUCUCUUCGCCAAGCGAGGGAAUCCAACUUCCGGUAUGGACUUGCCAGCAAUUAAUAUACAACGAGGAAGAGAUCAUGGGGUGAAUCCGUACAAUGAUCACAGAGAACUCUGUGGCCUAAAGCGAGUGACCGAAUUCGCCGAGCUCUCCAAUGAGGUCGAUCCAUCGACGAUCGAUGCUCUUUCGAGUGUCUAUGAAUCAGUCGACGAUAUAGAUCUUUUCGCCGGGAUUCUGUCAGAGCGUCGAAUUCAAGGAGCACUAAUCGGUCCAACCGCUUCUUGUCUUAUCGCCGAGCAAUUCGCCCGUCUGAAGCGAUGCGAUCGUUUCUAUUUCGAGAACGAUCUACCGUAUACGAGAUUCAGCUUGGCUCAAUUGUCAUCGAUUCGCUCGAUCAGCCUCUCAUCGAUUAUCUGCUUGAACUCAAAGGUACAACGUCUGCAACCCGAUCUUUUCGCGAUUUCUGAUGAAAUUAGCAAUCAUCCUCUCACUUGUUCUUCUUAUCGACCAAUCAAUUUGGAUCCAUGGAUUGAGAAUCAAGACUGUGAAAUGGGAAAGAGGUUUCAACCAUCGCCGUGCACGAGUUGUAUUUGUACGAAAGAGGGGCGUCAAUGUCAAUCACUAAGCGUCACGAAUUGUGGCCAACUUUUGAGAGAUUUCGGGUCGCGAAUCGCUUUCGAGGACAUCGCUUGUCGUGUUCAAUGCGGUCUUAAAAAUCGUGAU
This is a messenger RNA of Mesorhabditis belari, 3492 nucleotides long. NCBI's taxonomy places the organism in Eukaryota, Metazoa, Nematoda, Chromadorea, Rhabditida, Rhabditidae. The record is from the annotation of a GenBank genome assembly.